This is a messenger RNA of Acanthosepion pharaonis, 936 nucleotides long. NCBI's taxonomy places the organism in Eukaryota, Metazoa, Mollusca, Cephalopoda, Sepiida, Sepiidae. The record is from the annotation of a GenBank genome assembly.
AUGUAUUUUUCUUUUUCAUUCUUUCUUUCUUUCUUUCUUUCAUUCAUUCAUUCUUUCUUUCUUUCUUUCUUUCUUUUACUACUGUUUUUACUCUUACUUACGACAGUUCAUCUUCUUUUCUUUUCUUUUUUUCAUCUUUGUUUCAUUGUUUCUUUAUUUCUUUUUCAGUUCUUCCUUCGUUUUUGCCAUCGUUUUCUUUCUUACUUUACACCGUCUUUACCGUUUUUGAUCCAUUCUUUCUUUCUUUCUUUCUUUCUUUCUUUCUUUCUUUAUAAAGGUUUUUCUUUUUUAUUUCCCUUUAAUAUACAAAUUAAUUCUUUUCUCUCUCUCUCUUUCGUCUGUUUAAUUUGCUUUCCUUCAAUCUUAAUGUCUUUCUUUCAUUUUUUCUUUCCCCUUUCCUUUACUUUGUUCUGUUCUCAAUUUUUCGUUUUUUUCGUUCCUUCUUUCGUUCGUUCGUUCACCAUUUUCUUCCUUUUUCCAUUCUCAAUUUUUCUUCCCAAUUUAUCAGCCAUUUUCUUCAUUUCUUUUUCUUUCUUUCCUUUCUUUUCUUUUCCAUUUCCCAUUCCCAACCUUCUUUCCUCCUUUCUCUCAAAUCUCUUUCCUUUCAUCCUUCCUUCUUUUUUCUUCUCUCUCUCCUUUUGCAUUUUUACAUUUUUUUUAUUCACUUCGUUGUCGUCUCUUUUAUCCUAUAACAAUUUUCUUUUCUUUUAUUUCACUUUUAUACUUUUUAUUUCUUUCUUUCUUUCUUUCUUUCUUUUUUUCUUUCUUUCUUUCUUUCCUUCCUUGUUUCUUGCCUUCCUUCCGAUUCAUAUCUUCUACACUUCUUUCCUUCCUUCCUUCCUUCCUUCCUUCCUUCCAUCUUUCCUUCUUUUCCUUCCUUCCCUCCUUCCUUCCUUCUAUCUUUCGUUCCUCCGUUCGUUCCUUCCUUCUUUUUAG